CAUAUAUGCGAUAAAUUUCGUAAUUUUUAUUUUUCUUGUUUUCAUUGUUGUUUAGAGUCUUUGCAUCCGGUACAAACGAAAUACAUUGUAGCCGAUUUUAGUAAUGGUCGUGAGAUUUACAAUCGAAUUAAAUACGAAGUGAACUCACUUCCAGUUGGAAUUUUAGUAAACAAUGUCGGUCAGAUGUUCGAGCAUCCUGAAGAGCUUGGCAGUGUGCCGGAGGAGGUGAUAUGGAGUCUGGUGCUUACAAAUGUUGCUGCCGCCACAAUGAUGACGCGUUUGAUUGUAAACGAUAUGAAACAACGACAAAAAGGUAUCAUUGUAAACGUAUCAUCGGGCACGGCUUUACAACCAGCACCUCUGGCAUCGGUGUAUGCUGCUAGCAAAGUUUACAUCAAAAGUUUUACAAUGGCACUCCAAUACGAAUGUGGACCAUAUGGCGUUGAUGUGCAACUUCUUUCGCCGUACUUCGUUCGAACAAAAUUGAAUAAUUAUUCAACAACCGUAAUGAACGGAAAUCUUUUCGUCCCCGAUGUUGAAUCGUACACACGUUCGGCCGUUUUUACAUUAGGAAAAAGUUCGGAAACAACUGGAUAUUGGUCACAUGCCAUUCAGUUUGCCGUUUCAAAAAUGCUGCCGGUGACAGCGCGCACUAUUAUAGGUAUUUUACUAGCAAAACGCUUUCGGAAUGAGUACCAUGCACAACGGAGACAGCCGCCACAACAACAACAACAAAGACAACCAAUGAAUCGAUUCUAAACUUUCACAUUCACAUGAUAUAAACUGAAUUGUUUUAUUGCUCAUUACAUUUGUUUAUAUAUAUCGAAAAUAAUUUAAAAUUCGUGUACAAAGCACAAGAGAUUUGUUUUUAUAUCCGAAAUUCUCAGAUUAGUUUUUUUUAAAUAUGAGUCAAAGUGUGAAUCAUAUGUGUGAAAAUUGAGUGCCGUCGUUGACAUUUUUGAUUCAUGU
This is a messenger RNA of Contarinia nasturtii (swede midge), 969 nucleotides long. RefSeq names its product hydroxysteroid dehydrogenase-like protein 1. The annotation marks the transcript as partial. The transcript has 5 exons. Gene Ontology annotation, molecular function: oxidoreductase activity. NCBI's taxonomy places the organism in Eukaryota, Metazoa, Arthropoda, Insecta, Diptera, Cecidomyiidae. The record is from RefSeq and is a predicted model, not a curated record.